AUUAUAGACCAGAACAUACAUUCAGCUGUGGUAGAGAGUCGCCAAUCUGGAAUGUAACAGACACGGCCAGGAAAUCAGCAGAGCGCGAGAGGACAGGAAGAUUGGCUCGAGCAAAGACUCCUCACAGAGAUUACCAACCAGCCAGAGAGGUUGAAAGUAAAGUGACCAAGUCCGCACUCGCCAGUAGUGCUACACCAAGACUAGAAACUUUAUCAAGACCAAAAAGUCGACCAGAUGGACCAUUCAGAGGACCUAUGUGGCCAGUUUCGAAAAGUGCCCGACAUGCUGCUGCAACAUCACGCCAGAUGGAAUUAGCCAAGUUCAAAGGGGUUGUCGAUGGUUACCUACCAGCUCGCACAAUACAGUGGCCUGUGACUAAAGGAGCCAAGCGAGCGGUCCCAACACCAAGAAUGGAAGAACUUUCACGUCCAAUUAUACGCGCCACCAUGGACCACGUGCAAUUCAAUCCUGAUGCCUUCACCGUCAGUGAGGCAGCGAAGAAAGCAAGAUGUCCCCCGCGGGUGGAAGAACUUUCUCAACCAAUUCAGCGCUGAGAAUAUUCAAUAAAAAUGAACAUUGUCUGAAGGUGUUUAUUAUUAUAAUUUACAGUUUUGUUUCUGUUCAUUCUC
Molecule: messenger RNA, 629 nt
Organism: Saccoglossus kowalevskii
Lineage: Eukaryota; Metazoa; Hemichordata; Enteropneusta; Harrimaniidae
Product: sperm microtubule associated protein 2-like
Source: RefSeq, a predicted model, not a curated record